Molecule: messenger RNA, 2049 nt
Organism: Arabidopsis thaliana (thale cress)
Lineage: Eukaryota; Viridiplantae; Streptophyta; Magnoliopsida; Brassicales; Brassicaceae
Gene: APR2
Product: 5'adenylylphosphosulfate reductase 2
Exons: 4
Coding region: 421-1785 (454 amino acids)
Biological process (GO): sulfate assimilation
Cellular component (GO): chloroplast
Molecular function (GO): catalytic activity; adenylyl-sulfate reductase activity; phosphoadenylyl-sulfate reductase (thioredoxin) activity
Source: RefSeq, marked reviewed
AAUAAAUUUUGUACAUCCGAUAGAAUGAGAAAAUGAAUUUUGUACAAACCACUCAAGAAUUCAAAACAAUUGUCAAAGUUUUCUUCUCAGCCGUGUGUCCUCCUCUCCUAGCCGCCACAUCUCACACACUAAUGCUAACCACGCGAUGUAACCGUAAGCGCUGAGUUUUUGCAUUUCAGAUUUCACUUCCACCAAACAAAACUCGCCACGUCAUCAAUACGAAUCAUUCCGUAUAAACGUCUAGAUUCUUUACAGCCUACAAUGUUCUCUUCUUUGGUCGGCCAUUAUUUAACGCUUUGAACCUAAAUCUAGCCCAGCCAACGAAGAAGACGAAGCAAAUCCAAACCAAAGUUCUCCAUUUUCGUAGCUUCUUUAAGCUUUUUCAGUAUCAUAGAGACACUUUUUUUUUUUUGAUUAGAAAUGGCUUUAGCUGUUACUUCUUCUUCAACUGCAAUCUCUGGAUCGAGUUUCUCUCGUUCUGGAGCUUCUUCUGAAUCUAAAGCUCUUCAAAUAUGUUCGAUUAGGUUAUCUGAUCGAACCCAUUUGUCUCAGAGACGUUACUCUAUGAAACCUUUAAACGCUGAGUCACAUUCACGAAGCGAAUCUUGGGUUACUCGUGCUUCAACUCUAAUUGCUCCUGAAGUUGAAGAGAAAGGAGGAGAAGUUGAAGACUUUGAGCAACUUGCUAAAAAGCUUGAAGAUGCUUCUCCACUUGAAAUCAUGGAUAAAGCUCUUGAGAGAUUCGGAGACCAAAUCGCAAUUGCUUUUAGUGGAGCUGAAGAUGUUGCAUUGAUUGAAUAUGCACGUUUAACUGGAAAGCCAUUUAGGGUUUUUAGUUUAGAUACAGGGAGAUUAAACCCUGAAACGUACAGGCUCUUUGACGCAGUCGAGAAGCAGUACGGGAUUCGAAUUGAGUACAUGUUUCCUGAUGCAGUUGAGGUUCAAGCUUUAGUGAGGAACAAGGGUUUGUUCUCAUUCUAUGAAGAUGGUCAUCAAGAGUGUUGCCGUGUGAGGAAAGUUAGACCUUUGCGUCGUGCUCUUAAGGGUCUUAAAGCUUGGAUUACAGGACAGAGGAAAGACCAAUCUCCGGGUACGAGAUCUGAGAUCCCUAUUGUUCAGGUUGAUCCAGUGUUUGAAGGGUUAGAUGGCGGUGUUGGAAGUCUUGUGAAGUGGAAUCCUUUGGCUAAUGUUGAAGGAGCUGAUGUGUGGAACUUUCUGAGAACUAUGGAUGUUCCGGUGAAUGCAUUGCACGCACAAGGGUAUGUGUCAAUCGGGUGUGAGCCGUGUACUAGGCCGGUGCUUCCAGGCCAACAUGAGAGAGAAGGAAGGUGGUGGUGGGAAGAUGCUAAAGCUAAAGAAUGUGGUCUACACAAAGGGAACAUCAAGGAGGAAGAUGGUGCUGCAGACUCAAAGCCUGCUGCUGUGCAAGAGAUAUUUGAAAGCAACAAUGUGGUUGCAUUGAGCAAAGGAGGGGUUGAGAAUCUUUUGAAGCUAGAGAACCGUAAAGAGGCGUGGUUGGUCGUACUUUACGCUCCUUGGUGCCCUUUCUGCCAGGCGAUGGAAGCAUCGUACAUCGAAUUGGCUGAGAAACUUGCGGGAAAAGGAGUUAAAGUGGCGAAAUUCCGAGCUGACGGUGAGCAGAAGGAGUUUGCUAAGCAAGAGCUUCAGUUAGGGAGCUUCCCGACGAUACUUCUCUUUCCGAAAAGAGCUCCACGGGCUAUUAAGUACCCUUCAGAGCAUAGAGAUGUUGAUUCACUCAUGUCGUUUGUGAAUCUUCUUCGGUGAGUUAUGAGAUAGAAAAUAAAAAGAGGGUGAUGAAGAAUGAAAGAGAAUUGAGAUGAAGGAGUGAUUUCAUCUUGGUUAUAAUAUUGUGGACGUCAGAGAAUAAACAAGAGUUAUUACUCUUCUACAUGACUUUGUAUAUUUGUAUUGUAGGGGUUUUUAUAGACUCUUUUUGUUACCUCUAUGUAUCUUUUUUGGUCUACUUUUGAGUUCUACUUUUGUUUAUAACGUUUUUCUCCUUGUUUAUCAAAUAUAAUUCAGCAAAUC